UAACAUGUGGCCUUGUGGGUUCAAAAAAAAAUGUUGAUCGACUGCAAAGUGCAAAAACUGCAAAAACAUAAAUUUUACGACCAUUGAGAAGUCGCACAGACUUGAAUUUAUUACGAUGGCCACAACGGGUUUCCUUCCUUUGCUUCUACUCCUUAUUUCGUACGCGUCAUGUUUCCAAAAAGGAAUUCUCAGUGAUUUUGACAGUGAUGGUUCAGGGACUUGUCGCAGCAAAAGCGUGGACGUUCACUCAUUUCUCAGCACCAGGACGCCUUAUAGAGUUGUCAAUGGACGUUUAAAAUAUGACACGCCACCUCAAUGCGUGGCGCAACAGAUCUGGAUGACCAUUCGACAUGGGACAAGAAACCCGUCCAAAUUUGUGAUCGAGUCGAUGCAAAAUAUUCUGCCUUCUUUGAGAGACAAAAUAGUGAAAUUGCACAGGGACGGAGAAGGCAAAUUAUGUGAUUCGGAAGCUUCAAAUUUGUUGUUUUGGCUUCCAAGAUUGAACAUCAGUGAAGAAAAGAAUUUAGUGGCAGAAGGAGAGAGGGAACUGGAAGGUCUUGGCACCAGGGUGUUUUUUAAUUUUCCCGAAUUGCUAUCACACGAAGAAAACAAAUUUUUAAAUUUUCGCUACACAGACACCCAGAGAACUCUCAAAAGUGCCCUUCAUUUUACAAAUGGAAUGUUUGGCUCAAACGACACCUCCCAUGUUCAGUAUUCGAAAUCGCCGCACAAACAUGAUCCACUGUUGAGAUUUUAUAAAUCUUGCGAAAAGUGGAAAACCGAAAUUGACGACCAUCCAGACACUGGAAUGCUCCACCAACUUGCCUUCAAAAAUGGAAGCGAGUUUUCCGAGUUAAAAAGUGACGUCGCAAACCGCCUCGGACUGCAAGAUAAUGCUCUGACGAUAUUGGACAUUGAAAUUAUGUACCAAACGUGCGCCUUCGAGUCGGCGUGGAAUGAAAAUGGCACCGCUUCUCCUUGGUGCGCAGUUUUUUCCAAGGAAAACCUGCAGGUGCUGGAAUAUUCAUCCGACUUGAAAUAUUUCUGGAACGACGGCUACGGUUAUGAAAUCAACCACGAGCAGGCCUGUCCAAUGAUCCAGGACAUGUUGGCGAAUUUCAAAAAUGCUUCUCGGGCGACUCAUCAUGCGAAAGGAGUGUUUUAUUUCACUCAUUCAGGCGCGCUGCUCAAAGUGCUCGCACAUUUGGGCUUGUACAGAGACAAAGAGCCUUUGCAGCACCACAAUUUCGAUCAACAUAAGAGCUCCAGGCUUUGGCGAGUGGGCAGAAUCGACAGCUUCGCCGCCAAUCUUGCUGCCGUCCUUUACAGCUGUGAAUCUACGCCAAAAGUACUGUUUCUGCACCAAGAGCAGCCGGUUGUUGUGAAAGGCUGUCCGAGCGAGGCGCCGUACCUUUGUCCUCUGCAGCAGUUGGAGGAAUUAUUUCCCUCCUGCCAGUUCGAUCAGAUUUGCAAGCUGCCGGACUCAAAAGACCGGUCCCAAUGACGAGAAGGAAAAAAAGAGGGUGCGCUACGUCGUGGGCAUCGUUUGCUCCAUAGGGGGUGUUUUUCUGCUCUACCACGCCAGCUCCGUGCAGAAGGGAUCGUCGAGUGCGAUCGCCGGAAUCCUAGUGCCGGCUGCGAU
Molecule: messenger RNA, 1642 nt
Organism: Neocloeon triangulifer
Lineage: Eukaryota; Metazoa; Arthropoda; Insecta; Ephemeroptera; Baetidae
Product: multiple inositol polyphosphate phosphatase 1-like
Exons: 10
Coding region: 116-1504 (462 amino acids)
Molecular function (GO): acid phosphatase activity; inositol phosphate phosphatase activity
Source: RefSeq, a predicted model, not a curated record